GUCGUGGCUCGGGUGGUUAUUUGCAUCGUUGGCGAAUGGAUAGGUAGGUUUCUUAUUUCGCCAUCUUGUGUGUCACCGCUUCACCUAUCACCUGUGUCCUUUGACCUCAAUGACGUCAUUGGAACCCUAUCCAUUGGUUGCUGGUUUUGGUGAAAUUGUUGCCAGUUGGUUGGUUAAUUGGCCGCGUGGGUGCCGCUUUUGAUGGUGGUGGCGGCGGUCCUUGGCGACGCCGAGGCGGGCGGGACGCCUUCGCCUCGGCCGUGCGCGAGAGGGUUCUCGCGGGACCGGCACACGGAAGAGACCCAGCGGGAGGCGGAACGCGGACAGCCCGUCGUCAACAACGCGAGAUUUCAGGACUGCGACGACGGAGGGAAGGCGCGGCCCGACGCCGCGUCCGAACCCCGCGUGAGCCGGAAGGGGGCGGUCGCCGCGCUGAGCCGGGCGACACGAGGGGAGAGAGCGCCGUCGGUCCACCCUCGAGAGUCCCGCACCAGACAGACGCGGAAAACCAGAUCGGGCCUUCUCGGACAGGCGCAGCCGGGCGACGCGAGCCCCAAGAUGCUGUUUCCGUGGCGCGGCGGCGGCGGCGGUGGGCGAGCCGUCGUCAGGGACGACGGCGCUCUGCGGCGAGUCAAGAGGGACUGGGUCAUUCCGCCCAUCAACGUGCCCGAGAACUCGCGAGGGCAGUUCCCCGAGGACCUCGUCAGGAUCCGAUCGGACCGGGACAAGAGCUGGAUGCUGCGCUACAGCGUGACGGGUCCCGGUGCCGACCAGCCGCCGACGGGCAUCUUCAUCAUCAACCCCAUCUCGGGUCAGCUGUCCGUCACCAAACCUCUGGACCGCGAGCACAUUCCCAACUUUCACUUGCGCGCCCACGCUGUGGACCUGAACGGCAACCAGGUGGAGACCCCCGUGGAGAUUCACAUCAACGUCAUCGACCAGAACGACAAUCGGCCCGAGUUCUCGCACGCCGUCUUCAACGGCACCGUGCCGGAGGGCUCCAAGCCGGGGACCUUUGUGAUGACCGUGACGGCGCUGGACGAGGACGAUCCCAAGACGGCCAACGGGAUGCUGCGGUACAAGAUCCUGAGUCAGAGUCCCCAAAGUCCGUCCUCCAACAUGUUCACCAUCAACAACAAGACCGGUGACAUCAUCACCGUGGCGGCGGGCCUGGACCGCGAGAAAGUGUCCGAGUACACGCUGAUCAUCCAGGCCACCGACAUGGAGGGCAACCCCACUUACGGCCUUUCCAACACCGCCACCACCGUCGUCAGCAUCACGGACGUCAACGACAACCCACCCGAGUUCACCACCGACACGUUCUUUGGCGAGGUCCGCGAGAACUCGCUCAACGUGAUCGUGACAAACCUGACGGUGACCGACAAGGACCGGCCGCACUCUUCGGCCUGGAACGCCGUUUACCGGAUCGUCGGCGGAGACUCCACCGGACGUUUCUCCGUCCCCACCGACCCCACCGCCAACGAGGGGCUCCUGACCGUGGUCAAGCCCGUCGACUUUGAGGUGACUCACUCGUUCGUUCUGAGCGUGGAGGCGGCCAACGAGGCGCCGCUGGUCCGCGGCAUCCACCCGCCGCGCCAGUCCACCGCCACCGUAUCCAUCCGCGUCCUGGACCUCAACGAGAGUCCCGAGUUCAGCCCCAAUCCCAAACCCAUCAAGCUGGACGAGGGCCUGCCCGCCGGCUCGCUGCUCACCACCUUCACGGCGCAAGACCCCGACCACUUCAUGAGGCAGACCAUCCGGUACUCCAAGAUGUUCGACCCUGCCAACUGGCUGGAGAUGGACCCGGUCAACGGUCGCAUCUCCACCAUCGCCAUCCUGGACCGCGAGUCGCCGUACGUCAAGAACAACCUGUACAACGUCACCUUCAUGGCCGCGGACAACGGCGUUCCGCCUGCCAGCGGUUCGGGCACCCUCCAGAUGUACCUGGUGGACAUCAACGACAACGCGCCGCAAGUCUUCCCCACGGAGGUGGAGAUGUGCGAGCGGCCCGACGCCGGCGGGGGCAUCAACAUCACGGCCGUGGACCCCGACCUCAGCCCCAACGCCGGGCCCUUCGCCUUCGAGCUGCCGGCUCGCCCGUCGGACGUGAGGCGCAACUGGACGCUCAGUCGACUCAGCGGCGAGCAAACGCAGCUGCGCCUGCGCCUGCGCAACGGCGGCGGCGGCAGGUCGCUGCCCCACGGCGUGUACGAGGUGCCCGUCACCAUCACCGACUCGGGCACCCUGCCCAUGUCCAACACGUCGUACCUGCGGGUGAAAGUGUGCCGGUGCGAUCGCCACGGCGACUGCGUGGACAUGCAGCGCGUCAUGGCCGCCGGCCUGGGCACGGGCGCCGUCAUCGGCAUCCUCCUCUGCGUCAUCGUGCUGCUCGUGUUGGUCCUGCUGCUGGGCAUGUGGAUGAAGCGGCGGGACAAAGAACGGCAGGCCAAGCAGCUCCUCAUCGACCCCGAGGACGACGUGCGCGACAACAUCCUCAAAUACGACGAGGAGGGCGGCGGCGAGGAGGACCAGGAUUACGACCUGAGCCAGCUGCAGCAGCCCGACUCGGCGGCGGAAGGCGAGUGCGGCGUCAAGGCGGGCGUCAGGCGCCUGGACGAGAGGCCGCUCCACCACGACCACCAGUACCCGCUCAGGUCCGGGGCGCCGCACCCCGGCGACAUCGGGGACUUCAUCCACGAGGGACUGAAGGCGGCGGACAACGACCCGACGGCGCCGCCCUACGACUCCCUGCUGGUGUUCGACUACGAGGGCGGCGGCUCCACGGCCGGCUCGCUCAGCAGCCUGCACUCGGCCUCCAGCGGCGCCGACCAGGACUACGAUUACCUCGGCGACUGGGGGCCCAGGUUCCGCAAGCUGGCCGACCUCUACGGUGGCGGCGGCGGAGACGACUGAGGGCGGACGGUCGGGGACGCUUUGUGACUUCUGCUUGAAUCUCACACGGACUCUGAGGUCAAAUGUGCCUUUAUGUACAUUCGCGGCGGCUCUGAUUGGUUGAUUUGGAGCAGGGGUGGGCAAAGUACGGCCCGCGGCUCCCGUGCGGGCCCGCCGAACAUUUACAGCCGGCACUGGUUCUGUCAUUAAUUUAUGACGGUUUUCCCUUGAAAUUUGUUAUUUAUUCAGUUUUCGUCUAUCUCAUCUGUAAUUGACAAAUUAAUUUACUGUAAAUAAUAAAACUGAGAUAUUGGCAAAGCAAGGGUUAAACAUUGAUUCAGUGAAAUAAUUGGUUCACUGGAUUUUUGUUUUAAUAAGAUAAGGGAAAAAAAAGUGGAAUAGAUUUGUCAAUCAACAAUUCCAUACAAUAAAUCAUUUCAUUAAUUGUACUACAUUGAUAAUUAUCUUUUGAAAACACAAGAUUGCAUUUUAAAUUUUCAUUUCAAUCAACAUUGCCCUUAAAUAUAUUUUCUCAAGCAAAUUUUAAAAAUGAAGUUCAAAGGUGUUACAAUACGACUAAACUGUACUUGCUGCACUUGAAAAGUGAAAAAAAAACGUAAAUGAGGGAUGCGUCGCUGCAAGAUGUUUGCUUGUACGUAUCAUUUGGAAUAAAUUCAAAAUACAUUUUGUUUGUAUUGUAUAUUACUAAGCGUUUUUUGUUUUGUUUUUCAUGGACCACGAGUCGGAGGCAUUGCGCGUCCCUCCGGUGGUACUCUUACCACAAUUCUGAGGGUUAAAUAAUUACAAAAUCAAACUAGUUAUUUUUUAGUCAACAAUUUCACAUUGUAAAAUACAUCAAAUGUAAAAAAUAUUACGCAAAAAAACAUGUUAGAGUAAAGCAAUUUUACAUGUACAAUUGUAAAGUCAAUAAAAAUGUUCCCUAUUUAAUAAUUAUAAUUGUAAAAAAACAAAUGUCAAAAUAAGCAAAAGCCUUUUCUGAAUGAUCUUAUCGGUUAAUGAUUAAGUAGGUAAAAUCAACAAUUUUACAUCAACAUUUUCACCUUUUUUUUUUUUUUUUCAGCUCCUGUAGAAAAUUUGGCCCGUUUCAAAAUGCAAAAGUUUGCCCACCCCUGAUUUGCGGCCGAGCCUCGUCCGCCGUACGCGUUCGACAGACCCGACAAACAAAAAUGUGUCGACUUUCCUGUGCGGCUCCACUUUGACCAAAAAAUAAAAAUAAUAAUAAUAAAUAGGUGGCAAGGUGACAAAACAAUACACGGAGAAAGUCAAACACUUCUCAAAAGUUUUCACUUAAAAAAAAAAAAAAAGAUAUUAACAUAGUCAAAAUGUUUUGUGUCAUUCUAUUUUCAUGAAAUCUUGUUAGAAAUUAAAAUGGGACUCCAAAAAAUGAAAUUACAGUCAAAUAUGGAUCGGCUUACCUAUUUUGAUUUAAAAAUUUCAAAUGGAUUUACAUUUAAACUGCAUUUUUGAGUUUGAUUUUUGUAGUCAAAAGGUUGCCGACAUUUGUUCAUUUUUAAUGACAUAGUUAGUAAAUAAAAAAAGUCAUUUCAAAAAAGUUAGUCAAAAAUGGUCUGCUGCUCGCUUUUGUUUUUUAGAAUGAAUUUUAAAAAACUUCUACAUUUUUUUGUAACACCGUUAACAAUUAAAAAUUUGCCAUUAAUAAAACUACAUUAAUUGAAAAACACAUACAAAAAGCACUCAUUUAGUCAAGAUCACUUAUUUGUAAAAUCUAUAAUGAAAAAUGUCAACAUUUGGUUUUUAUUCAAAAAAUAUUUUAAACAUUUAAAAAGGAUUUUUGAUUGCAAUUUAAAUGAAUAUUACGCCAUUUUCAAUUGUAGCCCCACAAUUUUGAUUGGCGUAUCUUUUCUUCAAAUGUGCUUAAAACUACAUUUUGAAAAUGAAAACUUUAAAUUCCAAAGUAACAAUUUUAUCAACGUGAUUUUUUUUUUUUUUUUUUUUUUACUUCAUUGACUUAAGUUAAUAACGAGUUUCCGGCUAAAUUCUUCGUUUUUGCCGUUGGACGUCGACGGGAGCCGCACACAAAAGCUGACAUAUUUUUAUCGGUAUAAUAUUUUCUUGUUCUUGUGGCCGAGAAGACGUCCGUGUACAGUCAACGCGCAACUUUUCUUUUUCUUGGUUCACAAAGUAACUUAUGCAGCCGUCGGCCACCAGAGGGAGCCACCGCAUCGCGUCGUCGGUUCCGGUCGGUCCGUAGCGCAGAACUCGCCCGAACGCCGGCGAACCGAGUUGGAAAAGCCACUGGCUUUGCUUCAUUUGCCACCUCGCCGUUUUUCUCCGGAACGUUCCGAGUGUACGGUUGGAACUUUUGGUCUGGUGUUCUGGAAACGCAGCCGACGGCCGUUCUUGUUCUUGUUCGUGUUCUUUGGAUUACACAUUAAAAUGUUUUUGCAUGUU
Molecule: messenger RNA, 5325 nt
Organism: Syngnathoides biaculeatus (alligator pipefish)
Lineage: Eukaryota; Metazoa; Chordata; Actinopteri; Syngnathiformes; Syngnathidae
Product: cadherin-2-like
Exons: 16
Coding region: 202-2913 (903 amino acids)
Biological process (GO): cell-cell junction assembly; adherens junction organization; multicellular organism development
Cellular component (GO): plasma membrane; presynaptic active zone membrane; adherens junction
Molecular function (GO): cadherin binding; calcium ion binding
Source: RefSeq, a predicted model, not a curated record